AUGGCGUUUGAGUCGCUGUAUAUAUCGGUGGCAUCCGAGUCUACGAUCAAGCUAUCAUCUUGGAUAUACUGGGCUGAUUGGAUAUUAACGCUAAUCUUAUCACUUGGAUUUGUAUUUUAUUUCCACAGACUACUUGGGUUUGUUGUCUCCUUUGUAUUUAAAAUAGUUCUAUGGAGACAGUAUAGAAUAAAUGUCAACAUACGGUCAUUCAAAGUGUCACCACUUGGUGGUCGACUAUUUAUGAAAAACCUAACGAUCCUGACUUCAGAUAUGACAAUAUCGAUAAUAAACUUAACGUUCACAUGGAGAUAUUGGAUAUUCAAAUUAAACAGACUAUCAAAUUUUUAUUUUGAAAUAGAUAACGAGACACCAGAAAUAUCCCAGAAAAGAAAUGACAAACUGCCUUCCAGAUUCCUCUUGGUCAUCGAGGGUUUAGAGGUAUUUAUAUACAAUAGGACAGUUGCAUACGACAACAUAAUGGAUAUGUUGCAGAAGAAUAAUGAUGUUUCUAGCAGUGAAGAAAAAACGGACCAAGAGUCUAGUUUGUAUUCAGACGAUAUCAAGAAUGGCAAUUUGAGAUUCAGAAAUAAGAAAAGGACAAGCAAUACAUCAUCUUCAGAUGAAGGCCUGAAUAAUGACCAAACUGCUAAAGAUAGUCUGUCGUUAUUUUUUCUAUUGCAAGUGCUUCCUAUUGCCGUCAAGAUAAAAAGAGGAGCUAUUGUAAUUGGCAAUGUGAGUACGCCUUCUAUUUUAGUGGCGUCCUACAAAGCUGCAUCUGGUACGAUAGAUGUCGCUAAAUCCCCCAAUAUUUUGGACCCAUAUAGACUACUAUACGAUUGCGUAUUUAACAAUUUUCAGCUUUGGAUGAGACCAAAUAUCGGGUAUGAGAAAUAUAGAUAUGGCUUGGAAGCACACCAAGAAUACUCACAACCUACAAGAAACGAUACCCAAAAACUAACCUACAUGAAGAAAUACAGAACUUGGUUCAAGUAUCAAAGAGCAACCGAAAAAUUACGGAAACUUUACUACAAGGUUUUUAGACAAGAAGAACCGGAAAACAUGGGAUAUGAACCAAAUUUCAACUGGCGAGGAUUGAAAAGAUAUAUUGGCGAUAAUCAAGAUGACUCUGAAGUGUUUGCAUUCUUAAACUCAGAUGUACAAUAUGCCAAGUAUAGUCUUAUUUUGGACUCAGUAACGACUAGGUUAAUUUAUUUCUAUGAUAAUCCCGGCAUACAGCCACAGCAAACUAACUUGAAAACACAAAUGCCACCUGAAUCUGGAAUUGAGGUUGAAAUUUCCAAUGGGACAAUUCAUUACGGACCUUGGACAGAUAGAGAAAGAGUUCCUAUACAAAAUAUGUUAUUUCCUCCAGUGGCAAGAGACUCAAGUCCAACCCGUGGUUUUUUGAAACCAGGGUCGCAAAGAGAGUACGGUGGAUUUAAAGUAACCGUUAUUGUCAAAGAUGAAGUGAUUAUAAGGAUCCCGACAAGAGAGCCAAGUAAAGACAAGGAACUCAUAAAACUGAAUGCUGCAAACAAUGGUCCAACCAAGAAUUCACGUCCAUUUGGAUGGCUAGAAGUCAAACUAAGUGAAGGGUCAAAUGUAAGUACCUUCACCUCAUACGUUGCCAAGGAAGAUGGGUGGCCAAACAUAAUGAAAGUCAUUUUUAAUCUGCCGGAAAUUCGAUCAUCUGUAAAUCACGAUGUAUUAUUUAUGGCUGAUUCUCAUGAAAUAGACGCCAAGAUAGGGUUCCCCUUGCAAUGGAAUGGCAAAUGUACUUGGGAAUUUGAUCAAGUCAGUUUAAAUCCUCAGAUUUUUUUUUUAAGAGAACAUACAAUGUUAUUUUCCGACUUGUUUACUGAUUUUGGACUGGGCGACCCACAGCCAUACGAAUAUUUCCGUCUAUUUAUUUACAACAUAAAGUGGAAAUUGCUUAAUUAUAAAUUCUACCUAAAUGUGAAUGAUUUAAAUAUUGUCAAUAACCCAUUAGACUUUGAGAAAAACAAGUACUUAUCUUUACAAGGAGAAGAGCUUGAUUGUGAUAUCAAUUUGCCACUAAAUGGGCUUUUGACAAAAUCAACCACUGUGCUGUUCAAUAUCACAACCCCUCAUUUUGAUCUUGUGCUUGAUACUCCACCAUGGCACACUGUAAAUGCAUUUUGGAAAGAGUCAAAUGUGGUUGGAAGGAGUAAUCAUUUUAGUGUUGAUGGGUUGUACAAGUUCUUCAGUGGUAUUGAAGUUAAUACAUCUGACUAUGUUGAAAUUAGAUGCAUGGGAGAUGAAGUGUCUCUAAAGUUUUAUGGAUUUGUUAUAAGGUAUCUAUUCACCGUCAGGGAGAACUAUUUUGGUGACAAUAUACAUUUUAAAACGUUUGAAGAAUAUACCAACCAAGAGUCGCAGGAUCAAGAAAGUAGGGAUGGCACCUCCUCACAGGAACCCAAUUAUUGGAAACUAAUCAAAACUGAAAAUGAUAUGGACGUGUUUUUCACAUUUCAAGUUAGAAGUGGUUUAGUUAUGUUACCAUAUCAUACCUAUAGUUGUCAAUCUCAUAUUGGGUUAAACUUUGACAUGCUAGAUAUAGAUAUACGAUUUUGCAACUACUACAUGGACAUGCAAGUUGACUUUAGUCCAAUUUCGGCUGUUUUUGUCGAAGAUUAUUACAGUGUUCAAGAUCCAUUAUUGAGUGUAAAUGAAUACGUGGAGCGUUAUUUUAACAGAAGGGCUGACAUGCAUGUUGAUGGUUUUAGUGUUCACACGCACAGAAUGUUUGGGGUUCCACCCGAGGAACUAACUUUCUAUUGUAAAUGGGAUUUUUGUGCUGGUGAUUGGCUAGUUGAUAGCACUCCAAUGUUCAUGAGAGCAGUUGCUGGUGGUAUUUCUAAUUUUGGUGUUGGCUUUAUGGAUCUGGAGAAUGCUUUGGAUGUGGCUUUUCCUCCUGCUUUUGAUGCAGCUAAUUUCACUUUCAAGUGUCCCAAUUUCACGUUUCGAUUGAGGCCAGAUUCAUCAUCAUGUUUAGAAAUCCAGCUAGUAGAUUUUUUAUUAUCCUACAAUGACAUGAGCAACAAUAGAUACUCCAACAAGCUUGUUGUGUCCAUACCAACAAUUUGUCUAAAAGUAUUUAAAAAUGACGUGAUUGCUGCUUUUCUCAAUACAUCAUUGAUUUUUACCAACAUUUGUCAGAAAAGAGACAUGUUGGGCCAUAGAGAAACACAGCAACUUCAUGUGCGAAACAGUGAUGCUCCAUUUCAUCGAUCACCAUUUAUUCUUUUGGAAGAGUAUAGGGAUGAUUUUUAUGAAAGCUCCAAAGGUUGUUUAUUUACUCCAGUAUCAUUACCGAAUGCUUCGAUCCCAUUAACGGAAUUGACUUUUAACAUGUCAAAGAAAUUGAAUAUUGACAUUGAUACAAGCAGCAUAUCUAGUGACUCGGAAUACGCAUUUACCAAUAGGAUGCCACCCACAAAUGACUAUUUAGAUGAGGAUUUUACACCAUCGUACAAAGUAGAUCCUGACACAGAAUAUGACAGUUUUAUUGUUGAAUUGGGAGAUGUAGAGGCGUUUGUUUCUCCCAAAUGCAUUGAAAUUAUCGUCAGCACGUUGCAAGCAAUGGAAGAUUACUCGGCGGAUACUAUUAUGGAUCAGCUCAAUGUGAGCACAAUCAAGUUUUUAGGAAGUCUCAUAAACUCCAUUAAAACAGUGAAGAAUUGCAGAGUUGUGAAUCACGAUUUGUCAAUAAAGUUUGGAGAGUUUCUACUCGCUGAUACUAAAGAACUCACUCAAAAAGCAAAAAAACAUCCAACCAUUACCUUACAGAUUUCCGAUCUAUCGUUGGCGUUAUCAGAAAAGGCCAGUAAAACAGUCAAUGAAGGAAAUAUCACGAGCAAUGAAGAAAUUUCACUUGCAUUGCAUAUAAAAGACAUUCUUAUAUCAGUAGCACAACCAUUUGUUUUCAAUGCUGCUGUGAUAUUUACGAUACAAGAAGUUGAGUACUGGAUGGAAUUGACACCAGAUGAUUUUGUAGCAUCUGGAAAUGUCGAGACAAUUAGUUUGAACAUUGACGACACGCAAACCACUUGGUUGGUUGAUGGUAUUACAAAGACCAUUGAAACCAUUGAAGAGAUGAACUCGAUAUUAAAAAAACAUACUCGUAAAAUAAAUGCAAGUGCCUGUUUAGUGCAUGCUUUGACGUUAGCAUCAAUUGAAUACUAUGUUGACUACGAUCCCGAUGUUUUGACAAAACCCGCAUAUAUUUUACGAGCUAAGAAGGAACAUAUUAGAUUUUUCGAUAGUUGGAAAGUCAUUGCUCGUCUUCGACACAUUUUACAGAGUCUUCCUGCUGAUUGGCUCCACGAAGUCAACGGUAUUUUGCGGGAUAAACGCUAUAUUUUACCACAAGAUUCAUUGGAUGAAGUUACUGAGAUUUUUUCAAAAUGGAGAGCAUGGGAGGCAAACCAAGAGGAGCGACUGAGAUUGCUAAACCGUAUUUUUUCAGGAGAUACUGCAAAUUCGGAUAAAAGACAAAUGCAUUUGCAAUUCCUUUUUGGAAACAUAUCAUUGAAAUUGGUAUCGUCGAAUCAAACCGAUUAUAUUGUUUUACAGCAAUUUUCUACUACUUUGGAUUUAGACACCACAAAAGAUCGGAAACCCGUUGAUGUUGUAGUGGGACUCGGUGCAUAUCAGAGUAGUAUCACGGUGCUAUUGUUGGAUAAACUCAAAUUACUACAACUGAUCAAAGAGAAUAAGAAGAGUAAUGAUAUGGAACAAAAGGAAGAAGAAGUACAGGGUGAACUAAAAAAUGUUUUGCAAGAUAUUGACUUGAGUAUUUCCAUUUACAUUGAAGCAUUCAGACAACAGAUACUGCUUUUAACCUUGGUUUUAGAGCUACAAGGCAAUAACAUGGCAUCGAUAUCUACCAUAAAGGAAGAGAUGAAAAGUAUUUCCAAUUCUUUUACUUUGAAAAACGCAGUUUGUAAUUUAUGGGGUUCAUCUAACCCUGUUUAUUCACAAGCAAUGGAGAAUAUUAGUUGGGUUGUCGCCAGAACCAGUGCUUUUGAUAAGGAUUUGUACAAAGUUGACCUUGAACUUGACAAAGUUGACAUACACAUGGCAAACAAAAAUGAUAAAAUUCUUACAGUUUUGCAAUCAAUAUUGGAAGCAGAUGUUCCGUAUGUGGAGAAAUUGUUAUCAGAAUCAGAAUCAAAGUCUACAUCGACUUUAAAUAUAUCAGACUUAUUGGGAUAUAUCUCUUUGAAAUUGAGUAUUCAAGAGUUUAAUUGGAGAAUUGACAUUUUGAGCCCAGUUGUAUUGGAAGGCAAUUCCAUUGGCUGCACUGUAAGUGCGUGUAUGAUUGACGAUAAUUUUAUUUUCGAUGCAGAUUUCUUAAAAGGAAAGUUUAAUAUGAACAUUGACGAACAUAAUGUCAUAGAAAUAGAGAAUUCAAAAUUUGUUAAUGUGGUAGAGGUUGGAAUUUGGGAGAAUUUGAUUUUGUUUUCGGUACAGUCCUCUAUGGGAUACGCAAAAUUAUUGUCACCAAAUUUAAUUUCAGCAAUUGGAUUAUCAGAUAUUACUUUGCCUAAGUUGGAAAAGAAGAUUCACGAUUUCAAAUCUCUUUUGGCUAAUAAUAAACUGGUGAAACAUAAUGAAACUGACGCGCCAGAGAGAGAAUUUGCUUUUAAAGUACAAUUUUCCAACGACUAUAUGGGUGUAUCGAGCUUUGUUAACAAAACAAAACUUUUAUUUGAAGUUGAAUCCUUCGCGUUAGGUGUCUACAAUGUUAACCAAGUUGAAAGUGAAGAUCCUAUACGCCUGCAGCAACUAGUUCCAAUUUACGGUUCUAUAUCUGUCCCUGCAGUUCGUAUUUCAAUUCUUGACAGGAAAAUACCUAUUGGUUUGUCAAAUAUGCUUGAUGUCAAUUUUGGUAUAAGGCUUUUGAGUGUUGAUAGUCUCGGAGUCCUUCAAACGUUACAAUUUGAAUCACAGUACUGCAGAAUAUGUUUAUCAGAGCCAAUCGUUUUCAAAUUGAUAAAGAUUAGUGAUGAAAUUUUGAAAGCUUUGCCAAAACCAACAACACAAGAGACGCAGCAAAAACCAAAAGAAUCCAUUGCAGAAACAGAGAAUGGUGAUCUAGAGAAGUUUAUUUUUUCAAGAAUUUCAACAGUUCAGUUUCUUUCUUAUAACUUCUGUGUUGGAUGGCUAUUUAAUGACUCUUCCAAAGACUACCCGGGCAUAAUAAUGGGGGCUGAAAGAUUUUUUGCAGCUACCGAAUUCAAAUUAGGGAAAUUUACAUUAAUGGAAGCGUAUUUUUCUGUUGCUAACGGCAAUCGGUCUUCAAACUUUUACAGUACACUGUCAGAGAAAUCGAAUUUGAACAGAGCGUUUUUGCCGAAUUUGCAACUUAGUUUCUUUAUUGAUAAUAAUCGCAAGGGAAAGAACUUGAGCUUAUCAAUGCAUGGCGAUGAACUUGAUGUUAAGUUUCUUUCCACAUCUGUUGCAAUUAUUGAAAAAGCAGUUAACCUGGCUUCAAAUGUGCAGUCAUAUUUGGACAAAAGACUGAAACCGUUUUAUCAGGAUAUUGAAAGGGAGUCUUCAACUUCACAUAAGGAGUCGUUGUUCACCAGUAGUUUUGAUGCAAUAGAAUUUAUAACGACUUUUGCAGGUUCAAAUGUGUUGAUACAUCGACUAGACAAUCACGACGAUUCCGAGUCACCAGCAUCACUUUAUUUGCAUGCACCAGCUAUCAAAACGGCAAUAAAAUAUUUAAAUAAGAAAAAUCAAGGUAAAAAUAAGUUGAUGGGUGAAAUUUUGACUACUUCUUCAGAUAACACAUUGUAUUCGAAAUGCAUGCCAGUAGUAAUGGAUAUAAUAAAUGGCACAAAAGGAUUAUUGGGAAAAUCCAAGAAGGUUAGUAGCAAUGACUUACUCGUCGAAGAACAGCCUCAAAGUUCUGAUUUUAUUACUACAAUUCUAGACGAUACGGAUAUACAUUUUGGGGUUAGAAUUGAAAACCAGUCAUUAUCGCUCAGUUGUGAACCAACUGCAAAGGUAGCUGCUAUAGUUGGUCUUGAAGGGAUCUUUAUUCAGUUGAAUAGUAGCGAUUUCCGAACCUCUGGGUUUAAUGUUUCUAUGAUGGUAGAUUCUGUUUCCGUUUCAUUGCAACACAUAUAUUCUAGAGAUAUUAGUGCAUCUGCUGGGAUCAAGAAUAUUUUAUUAACAAAUACCUUUGAAUUCAGUGAAGUAACUAGGCUCUUUUUAUCUGGAUCCAUAAGUGAUGCUGAUGCUUAUAUUAAUGUGAAACAAUACCAAGAUGUUGAUUUGUUUAAAGAUAUUUGGUUUCCCAAGGAAUACUUUGAAAGUUAUUCAGGUCAGGCCUAUCCAGAAGAGGACCAAGAGGAGUCACCCAUUGAUGAUACAUUUGAGGAGUUGGCGUUGGCCAAAAAUAGAAAUAUUUCUUCAAGAUUUAGGGAAGUUUCAACCACAUAUGCCUUUCCUUGGAUUGUUGCAUUUGUUAUUUCAAACGUUAAUGUCAGAGUAGAUUUUGGACAAUCACUCGGUAAUUUUAACUUGCGUAUCGAGAACUUUUGGGCAGUUUCUAAGAAGUCAGUUGAUUGGUCACAAGAUUUGAAAACAGGUGUCAACGAGGUAUCAUUGUCCUCGAUUGGUAGAUUGGGAGGUAUUCUUUCUAUCAAGAAUAUUAAUUUACACACCGCUAUUAGUUGGAAACUUGAUCUGGAAAUUACAUUAGAUGUACCCUUAAUUUUAGUAUCUGGCGGUGUUGAGGAAUUGCAUUUGAAAAUGUCAUUUGACCAUCAUGUAAUUGCAAUUGCCAAUUUUGAAGAAUUUUCCAUGGAUAUAUAUAAUAAGAAGAGUGAAGUAUCAAUUGCAAAAGAUCAUUUGUUUAUGACAACUACGUUCAAAACAGCAGAGAUAUAUAUAACAUCUUUGACUGCUUCCAAUUUCUUGGAUAUUCAGAAUACUAUAUCAAGAAUGAUACAAGAAAAUCAGCGAUCAUAUAAAGAAACGCUUAGGGACUCAUCAAAGGGGAAAUCGCUUGAAGAAAAGAAAAGAAGAAGGUACUCGCAGAAUGCUAUUUUAGAAACAGUGAAAAAACUAGAGACGAGAAUUCAUGUGUCAGCAGGAAAAGUAUUGAUGCAUAUCUACCCAUCUUCGAUGGAUAACAGCAAAGUAUUGGUGAUAAAACUUGACCAGUCUAGAGCCAAAUUUCAACAAAAUGAAUAUUCCAGUGGUAUCUCCAACGAGUUGGAUUUGAAAUUCAAUGAUUUGAAGGUUUCGUUAUCGUCGGUUUCGCCAGUGCUGGAAGAAUUUGUUAAUGAGGCGUCUGUUUCAGAACUCACACAACAUGCCCACAAGGCCAGUGGAGGAACAAUAUUUGUUUUCCCUUCCUUUAGGAUUUCAAUGCGUACAUUUCAAAAAUACAAUUCCAAUUUAAUUGAAUACAUGUUCCAAUCUACUUUUAAUGGAACAGUUGACAUAAGGUGGAAUUUGGGAUCAAUUAACUUUAUUCGAGAAAUGUACACUAUACAUUCCAAAUCGUUAGAAUCAAGAAUGGAAUAUAGAAAGAAAAUGCAGCCAUUUGAUGAAGGUGCUGGGGCAAUUGCUAAAGCAAUAUUGGAACACCAGAUAACCGAGGAAGAUACAACUCAAAAAAUUGACGAUGCAAUAAAGGAAACGAUCGAAAAAGUUGAAAAGUCUUCAAAAUUCAAGUAUUCUGCUUUGGCUCCACCGAUAAUUGAGGAACCUCAAUUGAAAGAGCUUGGAAAUGCCACUCCGCCGUUGGAAUGGUUUGGAUUGCACAGAGAAAAGCUACCACACGUAACACACCAAUUGGCUAUUGUUAGUUUACAAAAGCUAAUACAUGAAAUUGAAUUGGAGUACUCCAAAAUGUUAGGCAAAGCAUAA
Molecule: messenger RNA, 8913 nt
Organism: Candida dubliniensis CD36
Lineage: Eukaryota; Fungi; Ascomycota; Pichiomycetes; Serinales; Debaryomycetaceae
Exons: 1
Coding region: 1-8913 (2970 amino acids)
Biological process (GO): fermentation
Cellular component (GO): membrane
Source: RefSeq, a predicted model, not a curated record